GACCUGGGUCGGCGCCUCCACGUGACCAUCCACUAUGGCUUCCCUGUGUCAGGGCCAGCUGUGUAGUGGCUUGGUGUGAUUUGUUAGCUAUUCGAGGCAGGGUACCCUCCUCAGGACUGAGACAUGCAAAAAAUUAAAUCUCUCAUGACCCGACAGGGUCUGAAAAGCCCUCAAGAAAGCCUCAGUGAUCUUGGUGCCAUAGAGAGUCUCCGGGUCCCUGGAAAGGAAGAAUUCAGGGAACUUCGAGAACAGCCAAGUGACCCUCAAGCUGAACAAGAGCUUAUUAAUAGUAUUGAACAAGUAUAUUUUUCUGCGGAUUCAUUUGAUGUUGUUAAAUAUGAGCUGGAGAAGCUUCCACCUGUUCUCAAUUUGCAAGAAUUAGAGGCGUACAGAGACAAAUUGAAACAACAGCAAGCUGCAGUAUCUAAAAAAGUGGCAGAUUUAAUCCUUGAAAAACAGCCUGCUUACGUAAAGGAACUUGAAAGAGUUACCUCAUUGCAGACAGGUCUUCAAUUAGCUGCUGUUAUCUGUACAAAUGGCAGAAGACACUUGAAUAUUGCAAAGGAAGGUUUUACUCAAGCUAGUUUAGGCCUUCUUGCAAAUCAAAGGAAACGUCAGUUGCUGAUUGGACUUCUGAAAUCUCUGAGAACUAUAAAAACAUUGCAAAGAACAGAUGUACGGUUAAGUGAAAUGCUGGAGGAGGAAGAUUAUCCAGGAGCUAUUCAGUUGUGCCUUGAAUGUCAGAAAGCUGCCAGCACUUUUAAACAUUACAGUUGUAUAAGUGAACUGAAUUCAAAGCUGCAAGAUACUUUGGAACAGAUUGAGGAACAGUUGGACGUAGCUCUUUCCAAAAUCUGCAAGAAUUUUGACAUUAACCAUUAUACCAAGGUUCAACAAGCUUAUCGACUUCUUGGAAAAACACAGACAGCAAUGGAUCAACUUCAUAUGCACUUCACCCAAGCCAUUCACAACACCGUGUUUCAAGUUGUUCUUGGUUAUGUGGAACUAUGUGCAGGAAACACAGACACAAAAUUCCAAAAGCUGCAAUAUAAGGAUCUCUGUACACAUGUUACACCAGACAGCUAUAUUCCAUGCCUUGCAGACCUAUGCAAAGCACUGUGGGAAGUUAUGCUCAGCUAUUAUAGGACUAUGGAAUGGCAUGAAAAGCAUGACAACGAGGAUACUGCUUCAGCUUCUGAAGGGAAUAAUAUGAUAGGUACUGAAGAAACUAAUUUUGAUCGUGGCUACAUAAAAAAGAAAUUAGAACAUGGACUUACACGAAUAUGGCAGGAUGUUCAGCUAAAAGUAAAAACCUACUUGCUUGGAACCGAUUUGUCUAUAUUCAAAUAUGAUGAUUUCAUCUUUGUUUUGGACAUAAUCAGCAGGUUGAUGCAAGUUGGAGAAGAAUUUUGUGGUAGCAAGUCUGAAGUUUUACAGGAAUCUAUUAGAAAACAAAGUGUCAAUUAUUUCAAAAAUUACCAUAGAACACGGCUCGAUGAACUGAGAAUGUUCUUAGAGAAUGAGACUUGGGAACUUUGUCCUGUUAAGUCAAAUUUCAGCAUCUUGCAACUUCAUGAAUUUAAAUUCAUGGAACAGUCUCGCUCCCCAUCAGUUUCACCUAGUAAGCAGCCAGUCUCAACUUCUUCAAAAACAGUGACCUUGUUUGAGCAGUACUGUAGUGGUGGGAAUCCAUUUGAAAUUCAGGCCAACCACAAAGAUGAAGAAACAGAAGAUGUCUUAGCUUCUAAUGGGUAUGAAUCUGAUGAACAAGAAAAGAGUGCCUAUCAAGAGUAUGACAGUGACAGUGAUGUUCCUGAGGAACUCAAACGAGACUAUGUGGAUGAGCAGACAGGAGAUGUUCCUGUGAAAAGUGUUUCUCGGGAAACUCUAAAAAGCAGGAAGAAAUCAGAUUACAGUCUAAAUAAAGUGAAUGCCCCUAUCUUAACAAAUACAACGUUGAAUGUAAUAAGACUUGUUGGAAAAUAUAUGCAGAUGAUGAACAUUCUUAAGCCAAUUGCCUUUGAUGUUAUUCAUUUCAUGUCUCAACUAUUUGAUUAUUACUUGUAUGCAAUAUAUACCUUUUUUGGUCGGAAUGAUUCAUUGGAAUCCACAGGACUCGGCCUUAGUAGUAGUAGACUAAGAACAACUCUAAACAGAAUACAAGAAAGCCUUAUUGAUCUAGAAGUUUCUGCUGAUCCUACUGCCACACUCACAGCAGCAGAAGAAAGAAAGGAGAAGGUGCCAAGUCCACACCUCAGUCACCUGGUGGUUUUGACAUCUGGGGAUACAUUGUAUGGGUUGGCAGAAAGAGUUGUAGCCACGGAAUCCUUGGUAUUCUUGGCUGAACAGUUUGAGUUCCUUCAGCCGCAUCUGGAUGCUGUGAUGCCUGCAGUCAAAAAGCCCUUUCUUCAGCAGUUCUAUUCUCAGACAGUCUCAACUGCCAGUGAACUACGCAAACCAAUUUACUGGAUUGUGGCUGGUAAAGCCCUUGAUUAUGAACAGAUGCUGCUCCUCAUGGCUAAUGUGAAAUGGGAUGUAAAAGAAAUUAUGUCACAGCACAACAUAUAUGUAGAUGCACUAUUAAAGGAAUUUGAGCAGUUUAACAGGAGGCUAAAUGAAGUUUCUAAGAGAGUUCGAAUACCCUUGCCUGUGUCUAAUAUACUUUGGGAACAUUGUAUACGAUUGGCUAAUCGAACUAUCGUAGAAGGAUAUGCCAAUGUCAAGAAGUGCAGUAAUGAGGGUCGCGCCCUGAUGCAAUUGGAUUUUCAACAGUUUUUAAUGAAACUUGAAAAACUAACAGAUAUUAGACCCAUUCCUGAUAAAGAAUUUGUGGAAACUUAUAUUAAAGCCUAUUACCUAACUGAGAAUGACAUGGAACGCUGGAUCAAAGAGCACAGGGAAUAUUCAACGAAGCAGUUGACCAAUCUGGUGAAUGUUUGCCUGGGAUCCCAUAUCAAUAAGAAAGCAAGACAAAAACUUCUAGCAGCUAUAGAUGAUAUAGACAGACCUAAAAGAUAAUGAACACUGCUCUUUUUCCUCAAUGGCAUUGAUCCUUACUCAACAUAUAUGACCUGAAAGCCAGUUUUUUAAUGCACUUCUGACAACUAUCUGCUAAAAAAUCUUUGUGCAUGUUUUCUUCGACUGGAAAGUGAAAAACAUUGAAAUGUGUGUGGUGUUCUCAUGACUUUUAUAUGCUGUGGUCUCUUCAACUUUUGGUCUCAUUUGUUGUAAUCUGAAAUGAUAUUGUUGCCUUGUCAUAACAAUGGUUAUGUGACUACAGUUAUACAUUUUACAGAAGAAUGUACCAUAAGUAUAUAAUUAGAAGAACAGUGGCUUAAUAUAUGUAUGGGAAGUUUAUGGAGAAUGAAGUUGGCAUUUUUCUACCCUCUGAGCUUGGUUCUUACUAAGCAUAAUGUGAGGGUGAAUGUGUAGUAUCUCGUAAUUAUGAGCACUGCAUGAGAAUUAAAAAACACGUGUAAGUAACAUAGAUGAAAAAUCAGUAUGUUCUCUGUUUUUAAAAUGUCAAAGUUUAUGUCAGGGUUAAUUUAGUUAUAACAAAGUGAUCAUAAAUGAUGAAAUGUAAUAAAUAUACUCGAGUAUGAUCAGCCUAUGUGAGACUACAUUUUGAUUUUUUGUGUGGCACGCAGAUGUCAUGAACUAUAGUGCAGCUUUUAGCGUGUUCUAAUUUUAAUUGUUUUGUAUCCUGAAACCAAUGGUGAAAAGUAAUUUCAUUGAGUGUGCCUUUUCAAUGCCUGAGUAGCAUACAGAAUCAUGAUUAUGAGAUUUUCUUUUAUCUUUCUUUAUAAACAUAUGGUUUUUUUUUGUUGAAAGUUUUGGUCUCUUUAAAUUCACAUUUUGUCCUAGGACAGUAAAACCCAGGUCAACUGACUCAGGAAGCAGUUGUCUGCUAGUCACGCGUAUAUGUAUGGUCAUAUGUUCACUCUUCUUAAAUAUCUGCCUUUUGUAACACAAAUGUAAAAUAAUAUCAGUCUAGCCAAUGAUGAACUCUGGAAUCCACUUAGUCUUCAGUAAGUAUGUGUUGUUCCUCUAAACUUUGCCCUGAAGCCAGGGAUCUUCUCCUAAUAUAUGUGACAUGAAAAUCCAUUUUCCAUGUACUCUUACCAACUAUCUGAUAAGGAAUUUUGCGUGUGUUCUUUCUGACUGGGGAGUGGAAGACAUCUAAAUUUGUGUGGCAUUGGUCCAAUGAUUGCCAUGCAUGACCUGUAACAUCAACAGCUGACGGAAUCCUAAGGAAUCAUGUGAGAAACAGGCCUUGGGUCUUGUGAGUCUCUGGGACCUAAGGUGAUGAAAUGGAUGGCACAGGAUGGCAUGUGAUCAAGCAUGGAGGUGAUAAGGAAACAAUUGCUACUCUGUGUCCAUCAGCCCCUGCGAUGUCUGUAAGUGCACAGUGUAAUGUGAAGCACUUUCAGAAUAUGCUUGUGUGUGUCUGUAUGCUGAGUGUUUUCAUCCUCUCACUUCACAGUUCAUUUACUGUCAGUUUAAAACUUUCCUCUUGUAAAAAGGUAUGAGUUUGGUGCCACUGUGAUUUGCUUGUGGCUAGAUCAUGCACUCGUGAAGUAGAUUCUGCCUGUAGCCAUUAUUUAUAUGCAGCCACUUGAAGAAAACAAACAUGAGAUAAGCUGGGUCUUUGAGUUUAAAUGGCAUAUUCAGCUGGGCACAUAAAGAGCUAAUCAAUCUUUUUAAAUUUUCAAUUGAUGAGGAGCUGCUUAUUUGUCGUUUCUACGUGGAUUUUAUAGUUGCUUCCUUUAAUUUCUACUUUAGUUGGCCCUAGAUAAUAUGAACAGUAAUUACCUGCCUGGUAGAGCCCAGUGUUUUCCAAGGUAAUAGGAAUUGAUACAAAAGAAUUACUUAUCUUGUUAGAGACUCAGCCAUGCAAUCUGACAGACAUUUUAACCUACCCUUACUUUGCUCUCUCCAUCUUCAAAUGAAAUGGUGAAUAUUUUUAAUGCUUUUGAAAAAAGUUUCUUUGGUUUUUGGUUUUGGUUUUUUUUUUUUUUUUUUUGCAUUAAAAGGUGGCUUAAUAAGUGCUAGCUAGCAUCAAAACAGUAACAGGAGAUUUGAGUCAUGAAAUUACCUAAUCACAAGAGAAUUACCAGACAUUUCUCAAAUACUUUAUACAGUAAUAUUGAAUUAUAACCAUGUAACAUUUUGUGAAACUAAUUUUAAGAUAAAUAGAAUUGAAAAGCUGAGAACGUAAAUAGAAUUAUACAUGUUCCAAAAACUACUAUCAUUACCAAAAAUGUAUUCUUUUUGAGUCUAAACUUUCCUUAACUUUGAUAUUUUCCAUGAAAGUGUCCUGUAGAAUUUACCAUGGGAGCAUGGUAAAUUAGCAUUCCCUGAGAAAGAAUGAUUCUUUCUACAAAUACAUUGUCUUGCAUUUAAAAAUGCUAGGGGGACACAUAGCAAUUCAAAUGAACUAGUUUGCUUUGGUUUAUAAAACCAACAGAGAUCUUGUAAGUUCACUUUAACUAAUAAACUCAUUUACACAACUUAUGAAAUGAAUUUCUCUUGAAACCAGGGCCAUAUGGUAUUUUACCAUAUCUUUAAAUAAAAUUUCGUUUCAAAAUUUCUAUUUGGCUGAGUGCUAAAGUGAAACUUUGUUAUAUUAAAUACCUUUUUCUUUACUCACCGAAAAGUAGUAAAAGGCUUGUAAUUCAA
Cercocebus atys (sooty mangabey) is the source of this 5679-nucleotide messenger RNA. It is a transcript of the gene VPS50, whose product is annotated as coiled-coil domain containing 132. The coding region runs from base 124 to 3018 and encodes 964 amino acids. Gene Ontology annotation, molecular function: SNARE binding. Gene Ontology annotation, cellular component: EARP complex. The record is from RefSeq and is a predicted model, not a curated record. The transcript is spliced from 28 exons. Gene Ontology annotation, biological process: retrograde transport, endosome to Golgi; endocytic recycling. NCBI's taxonomy places the organism in Eukaryota, Metazoa, Chordata, Mammalia, Primates, Cercopithecidae.